UACUGCAACAGAAAUUUCUUUUUCAAGACCACUGACCCAGGAAAAUGUAACCCUCUAGUUAUCCAACGCCCUUUAAUUAGAGAUGUCUCCAGAGAUAAUCUCACUCAUGGCCCCUAUUGUGAAUCAUUUAUUUUCCAACUUUCCUUUUUAUCAGCUGUCUGUCAUCUUUACGCUUUUCGGUCCCAGCCCGGCGGAGCACCGCGGGCUUGUGGAACGCAGUUUAUCCGUUAACUGGUUCUCCCCAUCGCAUUUCGUGGCUCGUGACAUUUGGGGUUUCGCUCGUGAGCGCUGGCUGCUGGCCCCAGGAUAAUUUUCAGGAAUCGCAGUUUUCCACUUGGUGAACGGGACCGUGGCGCCAAGCCCGGGGGUGGGAAAGGACUGGGAAACCCGCACCUUACACCCGCCGAGGCGAGGCAAAGGGCAUGCAACCCUCUCGCCUUGGGGACACUUGACGGGGUUUUGUUUUUGUUUUUAGUCUCGGGAGCACUUAUCUAUUCUUGUGAUGUUUGGCAGGGCUGACUCAUGACUGUUGGACGCUUGCGGUCGGCAAUAUAAGUAGGAUGAGGUUUCUCCGGGGGCGGAGCACAGUAAAUAUCACCAGGAUCAACACCGAGGCUCACGCCGGCAGCGAGGGGUGACCGGAGCGAUGAGGCAAGAGAGAAGUUUUUAAAAACAGAAAAAUGUGAUUGCGUAAACAUCAUUGUUGGCAGGAGGACUUGGUGGAUUCAGAUAUAACUGUAGGUGCUGCUUGUAUGAAAGAGCUGAGCCACACCAUCCAAUAAACAGUCUAGAGCAGCAACUGGCUUUCUUGGAAAUCACUUGCAGGACUGUGUUGUACGUUGCUAGCAACUGAGUUGACAGAACAUUGCCCUACAAAGCGUUGGAGGGCCACUUCUUAAUGGAUUGCUGCAACCUCUUAAUUUCUCCAUUGAUCCUGUUCCCUGCAUCGUGAGAACAUUUUAGCCAGCACAGAACCUAGAAGAGUUACAUGGUGUGAACGGCAUGUCUGUGGAUGAGAAGACUGACUCCCCCAUGUAUGUGUAUGAGUCAACGGUGCACUGUACCAAUAUUCUCCUCUGCUUAAAUGACCAGCGGAAGCAGGACAUUCUCUGUGACGUGACGCUGAUCGUGGAGGGGAAGGAGUUCCGCGCCCACCGGGCUGUGCUGGCUGCCUGCAGCGAGUACUUCUUGCAGGCCUUGGUAGGGCAGACGGAAAAUGACCUGGUGGUCAGCCUGCCGGAGGAGGUCACUGUCAGGGGAUUUGGUCCGUUGUUACAGUUUGCCUACACUGCUAAGCUGUUACUCAGCAGAGAAAACAUCCAGGAGGUCAUCCACUGCGCUGAAUUCCUGCGCAUGCACAACCUGGAGGACUCCUGCUUCAGCUUCCUUCAGACGCAACUGCUGAACAAUGAAGAUGGCCUAUUCCUGUGCAAAAAAGAUACCACCUGUCAGCGCAUGCACGAUGAGGAGAACUCGGAUGGAGAUGAGGAGGAGACGAUGGAAUCAGAGACGUCAAAAAUAUCUUGCCCAAGAGAGAGGAUGCACCAAGAGCCCUUCAAUUUUGAAACCACUGUUGCUGGAGCAGACAAAGGUGAAGGGAUGCUGCCUGACUCUGACAUCCUGAGAGACAGCAAGGACAAUUUGGACAAAGAUGCAGUAACACGGUACCCCAGAUACAAGAAAUACCAGCUUGCUUGUACCAAGAAUGUCUACAACACAUCACACAUCAGUACCUCAGGUUUUGCAAGCACAUUCAGCGAAGAGAGCUCUGGAAACGGCCUCAAAUCAGGACUUGCAAUGGGACAGAUAAAAAGCGAGCCUCAGAAUGAAGAGAACGAUGAAGAAAGCAUCACACUUUGCCUGUCUGGAGAUGAACCUGACAUCAGGGAUAAAGAAGGGGAUGUUGAAAUGGACAGAAAACAGCCAAGCCCCACUUGCAUUGACAGGCCAAAAAGUGGGUCCUCUCCUUCUUGUUUGCGGUCUUUCUUCAACAGAACAAAAAGCAUAGAUUUGGUUGGCUUCCCCAGCACUUCCCAGCAGCACUUUGGCAGGAGUCCAGCAUGCCCUUUUGAAAAAGGGACAACUCAGGGUGACCACAAAACUGAUUACGUCCCUUUCACAGGGAACUACGGACAGUCCCAUGCCAUGCAGAAGGAUGCUACCAACUUCACAGUGGGAUCACCACUCAGGGGGCCCGGCUUUGAAACUCUCUGUAAGCAAGAAGGAGAACUGGACAGGAGGAGUGUUAUAUUCUCUUCAAACGCUUGUGACCAAGUAAACACUUCGGUGCAUUCAUAUUCUGGUGUGAGCAGCUUGGACAAAGACCUCACUGAGACUGUGCCAAAGGGUCUGUGGGCUGGCGGUAGCCAGUCUCUCCCCAGCUCUCAGACCUAUUCGCACAGCGGGCUGACAGCUGAUCACUUGCCGGGAAGGAUGCGGCCGAACACCAGCUGUCCAGUGCCAAUUAAAGUUUGCCCUCGCUCUCCUCCUUUGGAAACCAGAACCAGGACCUCCAGCUCGUGCUCUUCCUACUCGUACGCAGAGGACGGCAGCGGCGGCUCUCCCUGCAGUCUGCGUCUUUGUGAGCUCUCCUCUUCCCCUUGCUCCCAAGGCCCCCGAUUCCUGGCGCCUGAGCACCAGGAGCCCGGUGUAGUGGGGGAUGGAUUGUACAACCCGGUCCGAGCCCAGAUUAAAUGUGAGCCAUCCUAUGGAACAAACUCCAGCGAUGAGUCUGGGUCAUUCUCAGAAGCAGACAGUGAAUCAUGUCCUGUGCAAGACAGAGGGCAUGAGGUGAAACUUCCUUUUCCUGUUGAUCAAAUCACAGAUCUUCCAAGGAAUGAUUUCCAGAUGAUGAUAAAGAUGCACAAGCUAACCUCAGAGCAGCUCGAGUUCAUCCACGACGUCCGCCGGCGCAGCAAGAACCGAAUUGCAGCUCAGCGCUGCCGCAAGAGGAAACUGGACUGUAUUCAGAACCUAGAAUGUGAAAUCCGCAAGUUGGUGUGUGAGAAAGAGAAAUUGCUCUCAGAAAGGAACCAGCUGAAAGCAAGCAUGGGAGAAUUGUUAGACAACUUCUCAUGUCUUUCCCAAGAAGUGUGUAGAGACAUGCAGAGCCCGGAACAGAUCCAAGCUCUCCACCGAUACUGCCCCGUUCUCAGACCCAUGGAUCUCCAGCCAGCCACCUCCAUCAGCCCCUCCCCAGCUGGCGUGGAGCAGAGCCUGGUGACCUCCCAGUGCGUCGGGGAAAGCAUGCAGUGCUGCUCAGAGCAAGGCUCGUUGCAACUGGGAGCGCCCUGGCUGCCCAACAACAUCUCAGAAAAUUGUUCGGCCGGCGGGGGGUUGGAAGGAGCCGACACAGGUACUUACCCCGAGAGAGAGCUUCCACCAGAGCAGAGCAGCCAAACGGUCACGGUAGACUUCUGUCAGGAAAUGACUGAUAAAUGUACAACAGAUGAACAACCUAGGAAAGAUUACACCUAGUGACUUGUAACCUUAACGUUACACCUGGUCAGGUGUUCUUCAGUCAGCCAGUGGCAGUGUUCAUUUGUUGUCUAGAAGAACGUUAUUUGGUGCACACUACAGUGGUCUUAGCAGCAAUACUGUUUUUAAGUAUUCCCUCCUCUCUACAAGCAGGAGUUCUCUUCACAAUGGUGCUAUCCCUUGCUCAGGCAGGGAACGAAGCAGUGGCAACACUGUCUGUUUUUGUAUGUUGAUUUCAAUCUUAACAGGGAUGGACAUAACACCUCUGAGGACCCAACCGCAGCUUUUUUCUCAGUGGCCCAUGUCACAAAACCCUAACUCAGGAAUUUCCUCUGAAUGUUCAAUUUUUCAUUGAAGACAGCUUCUUUACACAUCAAAGUUUUAUAGCUAAACUGUACAUAUUAUAUAUAAUAUAUAUAAAAUAUAUAUAUCCAUAUGCAAAAGUCCCUGCAUGCCUCAAUUUUUCUCAUCCUACAAACUGGAAGCUUUCAUUUCUAUUGUAUAAACAAGUUCCAACAUUCCUUUUUGUCUUCAAUGCUAGAACUAGUUUGGUAACUUGUUACACAAUAAUUUUUUUUCCUCAGUUCGCAGUUCAGCAAUAUCAUUCGAUUUGUACUUAUUUAUAAAAUUUUAAUGUUGGAAACUUAUUUGAGAUUUUAUUAUAGACAAUUUUUUUGGCACAGCCAUUUUGUGCCAAUUGAGCAAUGUGGAGUUAUUUUAUUUUCUUGCAGAUACUGUACAGUAAUGGUCAACUUUGCCACUUGCACUGAGUUUCUGGUCAAACCUCUUUUCAUAAAUGAAGUCGUGACUUCAGUAUAACUUGAGUAUAUGGUUUUCUUUGCUUUAUGGCUUAAAGAAAAUAGGAAAGUUUUAGCUAAUAGACAAACACUCAGGAGCUCAUUAUGUAGUAAAAACGGUCUUGCCAAAUACUGAAUUCACUAUACAAUUUGUAAAGAGAAUCUGCUUGAAUUAUUUUUAUAUUCAGACUUCUUUCUGUUUCACAAACCAAGUUUAAGUGCUGUUAAUGAUGCUUUUGGAUUCUUAUAGGGGAAAGUACAUUUCACUCUUUAGAGAAAAAAGUAUUUGACAACUGGAUCAGUUCAUCAUACGUUCCACGAAGUAAAGCAAAUGGAGAUCACAUCAAUACACUUGGGGGGGGGGGGGCUUUUUCUCCAGCCCUACUCUGCAUCCUUUACUCAUGGAAGGAAGCAACUGCUGCUCCGGCUAGUCCCCAGAGCCUCACCUCAGCUGUCCUCAGACAUUACCUGUUUUCCUCACCAGACCCGAGCUGCAGAGGUGGGUCUGGUGAAGUCAGUGAUCCUGCCUGGGUAGGCGGAGUUGCAGGAUCAGACCCCUAGUUGUUGACUUUGGUUUCCUUACAGAAGUCAAGUUAGCACUGUAUCCUCUAAGAGCAAAACAUACAUCUGCCAACACCCGAUUCGGUCGCUUACCCGUCAAAUUCUUGUGUUCCAGGAUCCUCUCAGCACAAACCGCAGCUAAAAGAGCGCUGUCUCGAAGGAGACUACUCAGUGAAUUGGUUUAGUUGUAACUGUAUUGGAUUUGUAUCUUAAGCAAUGUUGACUCAUGUUAUGACUGUGUGAGACAGCAGCUUUCCAAGCAUAACAUCUGUAUGUACAGUGUAGACAGAAAAACACCCUCCUAAUGCUUUUUUCAAUAAUUAUUAUUCUAAGUGUACUGAGUUUUUAUUUUGUGGUUCUUUACCCUACGUGUGCCAGGUUGCGUGGCUUUAUCGAUGACAACUGUCAUGUGCUUUACUGGCUGAUAUUGUUUGUUCUCGCUGAAAAAAAUGACCAGCUAUUCACACCUAUUUAAAAAAAAAAAAAAAAAAAAAAAAAAAAAAAGUGUGGGGAAGCAGCUUUUCAGAAGCACUAAGCGAUAAUGUGGUCUUCUGCGCUAACGUUUACACUAGAGGUGUGCGCUGGUGGUUUUUUGAGGCACUCAGUAGAUCAGCAUCUUGACCCUGGAGGAGGAAUCAGCUCCCUCUCUCCUCUUCUUCCAUCUGCAGACUGUGCUCAUGGACCGUCGCCUACUCGCCACAAAGUCUUGCUUUUAUCCUCUUCACCCAAACUAUUGUAGCCAAGCUACCGAGGAGGAAAUGCAUAUAGCAUGUGCCAUGUUUGUUGAAAAUACGUUUUUUUCCCCGCAUGUACAAAGAAAAACUAGUAUAUAAUGUAGGAGAAUAUUUAUGUUUAAGUAUUAAUCAUUACUGUACAAAAUCCUUACCUUUAAAUGUUCAAAAAUAUACAAAUGCCAUAAACUCCUAGUUCGCACGGUUGAAAAAGGGGGAGGAGUCAUCCUUUCUUUUUAAAAGAGCUUAACCUAAAAAUAUCUGAACCCCCUCCCAGCCAUCUUUUGCAGGUAACUGACUGAGAGGCUCUUUGGCAGGGAGGGCGGGAUUUGAUUUUCCUUUGAAUUCGUUGACGUUGCAAAGCAGUUCUGUGCUUCGCAGAGAAGUUUUGUUUCUAUGAGACCAUGGUGAAAGUUAGAAUUUAAAACUAAAUGUGAAUCACAUUAUAGAGUCAUAGCUACUUGGGGGGGCUGGGGGUGGGUGGGAGGGAAGGGUCAACUGACACAGUAUUUUAAAGAUGUUUUUCUGUUGCCUUUUUUAUUUUUAAGUGACCUCCUAUAUAUAUGAAUAGAUAGAAUGUUUUAUGAGUAUAAAACCAAGUUUUAACUUGCUUCCUGACAUGAAGAUUUACUCUACUAACAACUCAUGUGCAACUGGUACUCUUGACCUCAUUCCAACGGUUUAAAAAACCCACCCACACAACCCAUUGCGCUGCAGCUCUUAGGUUUGACCUGGCUUCAUACUGGUGCUGGGUCUCUUGAUUUCCUCUACCUUGGGAACGGAUAUCUAAAACCACUGCUCAAAUAAGUGUCUCUUCCUCAACCUUUCUCUCGUCUCUCUCUUUCCCUUCCCCACAAGCUUUUCUAGAUGUUUGAUUUCAUUCUUUACCAUUAGAAGUGGCUGAUUUUGUGUCAUGGCUUCCUAUAUUUACAUGUAUCAUGGUUUUUCAGUGGGGUUUUUUUGGUGGUGGUAGUGGUGGUUGUUUUUUGUUUCUAUUUUGUUUUGAGUUUUUUUUGCUAUUCCAAACCACGCUGCUCUCGAAGUGAUUACAGGGCUGACGUUAAAGGAAGACGUGGGGAGAAUUAGUUUCAGACCUGGACGCCAGUUGACGUACCCAGCCAUUCUUGUCUCAUGAGGUCAAAACAACUGACCACAAGAAUACCAUUGGAAAAACAAACAAACAAACAAACAAACAAAAAAAAAAAAAAAAAAAAAACCAAACAAAAAAACAAAAACGCAAAACAAAGCAAAGUGAUUGCAAUAUUUAUAAAUUUUAAGAGUUUGGCCAGUGGUCAGCAUGAUCUGAAGUAAGAAUCUCUUUGCUUUUGUCCAAGAGGAUACAUGCAGCGUUGGUCCUGUGGGGCAUUGCUUGGGAGUGGCGUGGUGAGGCCCCGUCUCCCCACUGGGCACUGCACCGCUCUCGUGGGCGUGCGAGUCCUUGAAGCUUUGUCCAGUCUGUAUCUAGUGCUCCUUUUCCGUUGCCAUUGCUAUACUUGUAUCACCAGGAAACCUCAUUUCAUUUAGGCUUGUUACGCUUUGUCAGGUGAGUACUACACUAUAUAAUGUGUUUGUUUCUCUGCGUUCUCUGGGGGUGCCUUGAACACAAUUAAAGCUCAUUGCAAGCUGAUUCUGGAACAAAAAGGUAGCGGAAAAAAAAAAAAAAAAAAGAAAAAGAAAAAAAAAAAGAGAGAAAACAAAACAGAAAACAAGCAAAACAAAAGCAAAAAUGUUGGCUGUGUUAUCAGAAGAUCCCAGUAUUUAUAUCACAGACUUCCUAACGUGAUGACUCAGGCGUCAGAGUUUGAUGCUGCAGUAUAAAAAUAUUAUUUUAUAUAUUGUACAAGUAAUUUAUUAAAUGUCUUUCUAAGGGUAUAUGCUGCUUUUAAGAUGCACUAUAUUUUUUGGAUCUAAUCCUUAUAUUAUUUUUUUUUCCCAAGGAAGUAAAAUGUGCUGCAAAGGCAAGCCACAGUGAUUAGUAUGCUAACUGCUACUUCUCUUUAAAAAGGAGAGUGGGAACUAGAUACCUAACUUUGCUAAAUGGAUUAACUGCUGCCAGAGAAAUGAUUAAUGCUGAUAGUGUGGUCGUUAAUCUGGAAUCCAACACUUCCUCAAGUAUGUAUUCUAAAGAACGCUUAAAUAGGAGUUAAAAUGCCUAGAUAUAUAGUUAGAUUUUUUAAUAUGUAACUCUAUGAUUGCCUAAUAAGUAAAACAAAUCUGCAUGCUGGAAUCACUAUAAUCCUGUAAUAAAACUAAAUCUGAUCCACUAGGAGAACGCAUGGUGAAGCGUUGCAAUCCCAGAAUCAACACCACAUCCUCACUUGUGUUUUGUAAUCCACUGCUGUGGUGGUGAAGAGAGGGAGAGGGGUGGAUUUGCAGAAUAGAAGGCCUGUAGUGAAUUUUGCAGUGAGACAAAGUGAACAUUUGCCGGGUUUCCACAAGCUCACAUUUUGCUCCACUUCAUGUCCUCUACCAUUGCAACAAGGAGUGGUGCUUUCACCUUUUUUUUUCUCAUCUGAGAUGCAUUUGGAGGUGCCUCCGGGUGAACGUUGUAGCCCGUGGCUGCAGCAUUUUAAAAUUCUCUAUUUUAGGGCUGCCUAGAGAAGGUUUAUCUCAGUAUGAGCAGCAGAGCUGAUGGCCUUGCAUAAGGAGGGGAUCUGCUAAGUAUGGAGCGGUUUAUUUUUAUCGGAAGUGAGGUGAAACUAAAACUAUUAACAUAAAGAACUUAUGCUCUCUUUCCUGCUAGAAAUUUUCUCAACAGAUUUUGACUUCGUUUCAGUUUUGUCGCUGCCAACACAGUCCAAGUUAAUUUUACAUCCAUAUAUAAUGCAUGUGUGUAUGUAUGUAUACAUACAUCUAUAAUUCUAGUCAGAGUGUGUGUUUGUGUAUUUUCCUGUUUAUAAUACAUAUAUGUAUAUUUAUAAUACUCCCUGGAGUAUUUAAUGACUCAGGCAUCAGAUCUGAUGCUGUAGAAUACAAUAUAUGUGUAUAUGCAUAUGUUCAAAUACUGUGUGUAUAUUUAAAAGAUCUAUUGUUGGUGGUCUGUAGAAUAAUUAUUCCUUUUAUUCUCAAAAUUUUAAUGGCAUUACUUGCAAAGACUAAGUGUACAGUAUUUUCCUACACUCCACCAAGAUAGGUAUUAUUUAUAUCGAAGUCAAAUAUUGAUACGCAUUUUAAGGUGUUACGCAGAUAACGUUGCCAUUUUUGCAAAUAAAAUUGCUUUUUGGCAGGAAGGAACGCUCAGAAUACCUUUUCAUAAGGUCAUUACCCUAACCAAAUGACUGCUAAAAAGCCAGUUAGAUGGCUCCUGUUCUCGUACAAAUUUUAGUGACUGUGGGCAGAGCCCUUUCCGUAGGUGAAAGUCACUGCACGGUUCGUGCAGUGCCGCUGUUGUCCCUUUUGGCUAACUAAGGGCAUGCAGAAAGAAACUAGCCUCCUGAAAUAGAAAUGGCAACUGGCAGUGUUUGAUGUCACUGAUCGCUUAGAAGCAGAGAUGGUCCCAGGCUCACGAACCCAAAUGACCCCUCCGUUUUGGAGGGGGCCGAGCGGGGUCUGCAAUCACCGGCUGGGCUCGUCCCUGCAACCAGAGGAGCCCACCCUCGGGGACGUGGGCAGAGGAGGGAGCAGCUACCCCACGCCGGGGGUUGUGACGGGGAUCCCCCGCCCAGGCCGGCGUUACCCUGCACUUGGGACGUACCCGAGAGAAACGUGCAUGGUUUCAGUCCUGUUCUCACUACUACGUUUGCUCUGCCUGAAGCUAUCUGGAUCCCUCAGACCAGCAGGAAUGAUACUAAACACUUUGGUGAUAUUCAAUGCGUGGUUGUUUACUCCUAGUUCCAAGCAUCACCUUUGAUUUCAAGGGUGGGGAUGCCCUAAGAGUUUGUUCCAGAACCAGUUGGUUACAAGUGCACCUCUUAUAUAUGCCUUACAAACUUCAGAGGCCAUAUUCAAAACAGGGUUUUAUCAGUGUAUGCAAGGGGGUGCAACCCCUCUUCUCUUCCUCCCCAGGUCAAACAGUAUGGACAGUUUUCACACAUAUCUACCUGUAUAACCCUCUGUACCUCUCAUAACUGGUCAAUGACUGUAACAGGUUACAUCAGGUGUUUUUUCUACAUACUUUUUACACAAAUUCUAUGCGAUUAAUGUAACUUAAUUCAAUGCAUCAUUUUAUUGUACUAGUUCUUAAGCUUGUCUUUAUUUUUUUUCUAGGUGACUGUGGUUUCUUGUGAUUUUUAUUGUAUAAAUAAAUGAGGUGGCUGUUGAUGCUUACUCUCUGUUACUAAGAAUUUUUACCUUUUUGGAAGAAAGCAUUGCUAUGAACUAAUGAAUUUAAAACAUCAUUUACUCAUUGUAAAUACAGUAUUGUGCAAAAAACAAAAAUGGAAAAAAAAAAAAAAAAAACCCGACCCUUUUCAUUCAUUUGAAUUGCUAGUGUUAACUGAAUUUUGUCUAGACACCAUUUCUGUUGAUGAAAUAAAGACAUAUCAUUAUGUAUUGUAAA
Messenger RNA from Tyto alba (common barn owl), 10064 nucleotides. RefSeq names its product BTB domain and CNC homolog 2 (gene BACH2). The coding region runs from base 1003 to 3477 and encodes 824 amino acids. Gene Ontology annotation, molecular function: RNA polymerase II cis-regulatory region sequence-specific DNA binding; DNA-binding transcription factor activity, RNA polymerase II-specific; protein binding. Lineage: Eukaryota; Metazoa; Chordata; Aves; Strigiformes; Tytonidae. The record is from RefSeq and is a predicted model, not a curated record. Gene Ontology annotation, biological process: regulation of transcription by RNA polymerase II. The transcript has 8 exons.